This is a messenger RNA of Mucor velutinosus, 1443 nucleotides long. RefSeq lists its product as uncharacterized. The transcript is spliced from 2 exons. The coding region runs from base 1 to 1443 and encodes 480 amino acids. The record is from RefSeq and is a predicted model, not a curated record. NCBI's taxonomy places the organism in Eukaryota, Fungi, Mucoromycota, Mucoromycetes, Mucorales, Mucoraceae.
AUGUCUAUUUCUGAUUCCUGUAAGGCGUAUGAGAGGUUUCACAGCACACAUUACCAUGAUGAACCUUUUCCAAUGAGCAAAUCCAAGCUGAUCCGAUACAUCAAGUUCAGAGCUCGCAGCAGUACUUUCCCUGAGUUUCUCACCAACUUGGACAAACAUCCUGAACACGGGCCCGAAUGGUUGCAAGAGAUGAACAGCGAUCCAGAUGUAAAGAAAUUAAUGGAUUUGACAAUCAACCUCUGGCCACGCAUAGCAAAGCAAUGCAAGCUACCACUGAUUGGUGUUGGUAAUGUAUAUGAAACGCCUUCUUUUGAGCAAAGAUACGGAAAAUAUAUCAGAGACAAAGUGAAUCAAGAGGUCAUGUAUCGAGAAAGAGUGCAUGUUGUAGAGGGGAAAAAGUCAAAAGGAUUCAUGGUAACAGACCCAACACAAACCAGGCCAGACGAUACUGGAGCUUCUUCAGAGUCGCCUAUCAAUUUGGAUUACCCCACCUCAAGCAUCCACCCAAUCUACCGCUCUAAAUCUACAACAACAUCUACUUCAAUAUCGACUGCCUCGAAAUACACACCUUCCGCCAAGUACGCUGCCACUUCCACUUCUACUUCCACCGCCACCGCCACAUACAAAUCCACAAGCCAAUAUGAUCCCAAAAUGGAUGAGAUUGCCCUGCGCGAGGAAUUGCUGCAGCAAAUGAUGAUGCCUAAUCAGAUGAAAUUAGUCUCUCGAUUCAAGCCUUCCACGACCUCCAAAGCCCCUCCAAGAUCAUCCUCUUCCUCUGUGCGCUCUGCAUCACCAUCCACACCACCUUCACCAUCCAAACCCGCUGCGAAAAAGGAGAAGCAGAAAUCAGCGUCUCCAGCAGAGCUAACUGCUAAGUCUACCAGCAGCUCAAAAGCCAAGUCGUCUGCUACCAUGAGAAAACCCGUCAUUCAGAAGAAGACUCCCGUCAGUCAGAAAAAGACCCCAACUAUCAAUAAAGAACAAUCCAAGAACGACCUUCAAAAGCUGGCUCAAAAGGUUAAUGUCAAGAUUGAAAGACCACAAGAGGCAGAGGAGGAUGUUUUACCCCAUCAGCCGGUAGUCAAAAUUGUCAAGAGAUGGCCACUUCGCUAUGGCAUCAACGACGACAUUAAACCAGCCAAAAGAAGAGCAUCUCCUCCACUUGAGAUUCGUCAUCCUGUUGUUUUGAUCAAAAAGGCUCCUCCACGACCCAAAAAUCCAAUUGUCAAAAUUAUCAAAAAGAGCCCUAUUUCAUAUCGACAGCAACAGCAAGAUGAUGAGGAUGAGGAACAGAAUCAAGAAAAACAAGUAAAAGAGGAGAAAGACGAACACGAACACAAAAAAGAUGAUAAUAGCAGAAACAAAAGGCAGAAGAGAGACGACUGUUUAUAUGAUCAAAACAGAUUGCAAAUUGUGCAAAUUAUGAUUGAAAACCAUGCUUGA